AGCAACCAGCCUCAUCGGUGCUCUCCAAGGUUUUCCAUUUUUCCAUCCAUCCAGAUCAAAAGGUUUUCUUUUCCUUUUUCUGCUCCUGGUUCAACCCCUUACGAAACCCUACCGCGCGCACCCUCCUCUCGGCCUCCAGUCUCCCACCCUCUCUGGCGUUCGGCGGCGGCGGUUGAACGGCGGCUGGCAGCGGCGUAUCUGCAGUUUUCUGAAGAAUUGCGUCUGUCCGCCCUUGUUGCAGAGCAAUCCGAGAAUGGCCUGGGGUCAGGGUGCUAGAAGGCCCAUACUAGGGCUUCUGUCUCGUGCUCAACGACAAGCUGCUCGAGGGUAUACUUCUGCAACGUUCGAAACUCACCUGUCGAGCAAUCAUUUUGCCCCAAAUGGCAUGAUUUGUAGGAGAUUUAGCUCUGAGGUGCCUGCUUCGGAGCAAAUGAAUCUUAUUAAACGACUACGCGAAAGAACAUGUGCCCCGAUCAAAGAUGUCAAGGCUUCGCUAGUCAGUUGCAACUGGGAUAUUGAGGAUGCACAGAAGGAUCUAAGGAAAAGAGGGGUGAUAUCUGCUGCCAAAAAGUCGUCAAGGACUGCUGCUGAAGGUUUGCUAGCUAUCGCACAAGAUGAGAAAAGGGCUGUUGUGGUUGAGCUAAACUGCGAGACUGACUUUGUGGCAAGAAAUGAUGUGUUCCAGUAUCUGGCUUCAUCCUUGGCAAAGAUGGCUUUGUCAGCACAGGAUCCCGGCAAAUUGGUUUUUCCUUUUGCUCCUGCAUAUUUGGAGAACAUGAGUAUUAACCUAGAUCAUCCUAAACUCAGUGGUGAAACAACUGUUCAAAAUGCUGUUACAGAAGUUGCUGCCAUGGUUGGGGAGAAUGUAAAACUCAGAAGAGGUUUCAUGUUGUCCACGACUGCACAUGGUGUCGUUUCAUCUUAUCUGCAUACCUGUCCUCAGCCAGGUUUGGGCCGCAUUGCUGGAUUGAUUACAUUAGAAGCAGAAGAUAGCAGUGCUUCCCUUGAUGCUCUCAAGAGAGUUGGGUCGUCUAUCGCAAUGCAUAUUGUUGCAGCAAAACCAUUAUUCUUAUCAAAAGAUUUGGUUUCUGCUGCAGCUCUGGAAAAUGAAUGUGACGUGCUCCGAACUCAGGCUGAGAGUUCAGGUAAACCCCAAAUGGCCAUAGAGAAAAUGGUGGAAGGCCGAUUGAGGAAGUAUUUUGAAGAUGUCGUGCUUUUGGAGCAAAAAUACGUUGUUAAUGAUAGCACAAACAUUAAGACUCUGCUGAAUGAUUUGUCAAAGGAGGUUGGUUCGAAAGUAACAAUUGGCAAUUUUAUCAGAAUGGAAGUUGGAGAAGGAAUUGAGAGCAGACCUGAGGAAACAGCUAAACCAGAAGCUAUGGUAGUCCUCACCGCGCGCAUGCUCGCUCGCAUUCCCCCCUCGUCGCCCUACCAGCCGGCCGCCGGUGCGCCCGCGCCCCCACCGUUGCUGUGGCCUGCACGCGCACUCGCCCGCAUCCUGGUCCCCGCCUCGACGUCGCCGGAGUCGCGCUGCGCCGCGGGUUACCGAACACGCAUGUCGUCCACCUCCUGCCUAGCCCCUCCCCCUCCGCGGCUCACCUGCGGUAGGGUUAGGCUCCCACCUCCCUCCGCCGCCGCAGAGAGGCCAUCACUCAGAUUUAAGCCUCGCGUGGCUGCUCCCACCAAGGGGUGGGGGCCGGUUCACAUCUCGUGCUUCAAGCAGGAGCACGAUGUAUCAACAACAUCUGAUGAUGGCACCGGCUUCAAGUACAAUGAGCAGGCAGAGAUCUCAGGGGACCCUGACCUGAAGGAGGAAGACGGUGGAAUCCCCAACAGGGAUGAUGAGAAUUAUGUAAAGGGAGACUGGUUUGUUAGAGCGCAGAAGAUAAAGGGAAAUCUACAGGAAACGGUAUCCAGAUUUUGGAAUGAGCGCUGGGCAGUACCUUGGACUGGACAAACAAUUACCCAGGUCAUGUUUUUGUGGAUCGCGGCAUUUUGGCUUGUGGGUUCCUGGAUAGUGCCAUUCUUGGCUCAUGCUGCCGGCUUUAGCAAGGAAACAUUGACGCACAGAGGCCAAGCAUUAUAUAGCCUCGUGACGGACAUAACUGAAGGCCUUGCUGGGAUUGCUAUCCUUCACCAGUGCCUAGGUAGAUUCCGUCCGCUUCCUCCAGGCUGGUUUGAGUUCAAAUUGAAGGGCAAAUGGCAUUGGGAUGUAGCGUUGGGGUGCCUGUUAUUCCCACUGGUGAAUUUGCUCUCUCACAUCAACAUCAGCCUAGUUCAUAUGUCAUCAGGGCCAGUCACUGGGGUAUCCAGUGUAGAACAAUCCAUCAUGGCCCGUGAUCCGGUGGCAAUGGUCUUGUAUGCUGUGGUAGUAACUGUAUGUGCACCUAUAUGGGAAGAGAUUGUGUUCCGUGGUUUCCUUCUCCCAUCUCUAACGCGAUACAUGCCUCUUCCAUGGUCAAUCCUGCUAAGUGCCGCAGCAUUUGCGCUAGCGCACUUCAACGUGCAAAGGGUGUUGCCGUUGAUAUUUCUCGGGGUUGUGAUGGGAGGUGUCUUUGCCAGAUCACGCAACCUAUUGGCAUCGAUGGUGCUUCAUAGCCUUUGGAACGGUUUUGUAUUCCUGGACUUGAUGAAGUGAGAGCUAUGACGCUAUUGUUGUCCAGCUUUUGAUAUAUCUUGUCGAGUUUCCUCCUACCUUUGUGUUUUCAUUUUGCAUGGAGAGUAAAGAAGCUAAGAAGGCUGGAGGUCAGGUUGUUUUAUAUGGAGAAUAGACAACAGAAGACAGCAUUUUGAAGAUUUUUUGUGUGGGGGGUCAGAAGAUAGCCAUAGGACUUGUGCCCAAAAGCAUGUUUUACUAGUGUAAAUUAUAUACGCGUGAGAAUAAUUGCCUCAUUGUGUAUAUAAUUCCCCAUUCAUAUGUAAUUGUGCAUUUUAUUCUUGAUUAUGUGCCCAGAAAUAUAAAUUACUUGGUAUA
Messenger RNA from Triticum aestivum (bread wheat), 2974 nucleotides. RefSeq lists its product as uncharacterized. The record is from RefSeq and is a predicted model, not a curated record. Gene Ontology annotation, cellular component: membrane. Lineage: Eukaryota; Viridiplantae; Streptophyta; Magnoliopsida; Poales; Poaceae. Gene Ontology annotation, biological process: CAAX-box protein processing; mitochondrial translational elongation. Gene Ontology annotation, molecular function: translation elongation factor activity; metalloendopeptidase activity; protein binding. The transcript is spliced from 14 exons. Bases 254 to 2638 code for a protein of 794 amino acids.